This is a messenger RNA of Bombina bombina (fire-bellied toad), 5748 nucleotides long. RefSeq names its product myosin IIIA (gene MYO3A). Gene Ontology annotation, molecular function: protein binding; cytoskeletal motor activity; ATP binding. The record is from RefSeq and is a predicted model, not a curated record. NCBI's taxonomy places the organism in Eukaryota, Metazoa, Chordata, Amphibia, Anura, Bombinatoridae. Gene Ontology annotation, cellular component: myosin complex. Gene Ontology annotation, biological process: protein phosphorylation.
AAGAUGUUUUCAUUUAGUGGGAGGUCAUUUGUAUUUGAUCCAGUUCCCAGACCCCACAAAUAAAUGGGAAUUAUUGAAACCAUUGGUAAAGGAACAUAUGGCAAAGUUUUUAAAGUUAUGCACAAGGAAAAUGGGAGCAAAGCAGCUGUGAAAAUCUUGGAUCCAUUUCAUGAUAUUGAUGAGGAGAUUGAAGCAGAGUAUAACAUUCUCAAAGCAUUGUCAGAUCAUCCUAAUGUUGUCAAAUUCUUUGGAAUGUAUUUCAAGAAAGAUGUGAAAUCUGGUGACCAAUUAUGGCUUGUUCUUGAGCUAUGCAAUGGAGGAUCUGUAACCGAUCUUGCAAAAGGACUUCUGAAAAGAGGAGAAAGAAUGGGUGAAUCCAUUAUUGCUUACAUUCUGCAUGAAGCCCUUAUGGGACUUCAGCAUCUUCAUAAUCAUAAAACAAUUCAUCGUGAUGUGAAAGGGAACAACAUCCUACUGACUACUGAUGGAGGUGUCAAGCUGGUUGACUUUGGUGUAUCAGCCCAGUUAACAAACACGCGCCUCGAUCGAAAUACAUCUGUUGGCACACCAUUCUGGAUGGCCCCUGAGGUGAUUGCUUGUGAGCAACAAGUGGAUACCACAUAUGAUGGAAGAUGUGAUGUCUGGUCUUUGGGAAUUACAGCUAUUGAGCUAGGAGAUGGCGAUCCUCCUCUGGCCGACUUGCAUCCUAUGAGGGCUCUUUUUAAAAUACCAAGGAAUCCACCUCCAUGUUUGCGCCAGCCAGAGCUUUGGUCAACAGAAUUUAAUGACUUUAUUAGUAGAUGCCUUUCAAAGGAUUUUGAGAAACGACCAACAGUUUGUGAGCUUUUGGAACAUGCAUUUAUUAAGCAAAUUAAAGGCUGUGAGAAAAUGCUGCAAAAACAGCUAAUGGAAUUCAUAGAUAUCCAUCUACAAAUGGGGAUUAUGGAGAAAAAAAGGCAUGAGAGAAUUAAUACCAAGAAGGGAAAUUUAGGGGACUCUAUGACACUCAACCAGAAUGAUGUGGAUGACUUGGCAACUUUGGAAGUUCUUGAUGAGAACACAGUGACAGAUCAGCUGCAAAAGCGAUACCUCAGAGAUCAGAUAUACACUUAUGUGGGUGACAUACUUGUUGCUGUCAAUCCAUUCAGGAACCUGGAGCUAUACUCUCAGCAGUACUCGCAACUCUACAUUGGAGCAAAAAGGACUGCUAAUACUCCUCAUAUUUUUGCUGUGGCAGAUAUUGCAUACCAAUCCAUGGUUACAUACAACUCAGAUCAGUGCAUAGUAAUUUCUGGAGAAAGUGGUGCAGGAAAGACAGAAGGUGCCCAUCUUCUGGUCCAGCAGCUUACUGCCCUUGGCAAGGUGAAUAACAGGACUUUACAAGAGAAAAUUUUGCAAGUAAACAAUCUUGUAGAAGCUUUUGGAAAUGCCUGCACUAUUAUUAAUGAAAAUUCAAGUCGCUUUGGGAAAUACCUAGAAAUGAAGUUUACAAAAAAGGGAACAGUGGUUGCAGCCCAAAUUUCUGAAUACCUUCUCGAAAAAUCUAGGGUUGUUCAUCAAGCUCUAGGAGAAAAGAAUUUUCAUAUAUUCUAUUACCUCUAUGCUGGACUGUCAGUAGAGAAACAACUGACACAUUACAAACUGCCUGAAGAUAAGCCUCCCAGAUAUCUACACAAUGAGCAUAUUAAACUUGUGCAAGACUUUAUCAAUAACAGUUUCUAUAAAUCCCAGUUUGACCUUAUUGAACAAUGUUUCAAAGUAAUAGGUUUCACAAUGGAGGAACUUGAAAGUGUGUAUGGUAUCCUUGCUGCCAUUCUGAAUGUGGGCGACAUUAAUUUUAUUUCAGUGGCAUCGGAACAUCAAAUAGAUAAAAGCCAUGUCUCAAAUCCAUCUGUUCUUGAAACUUCAGCCACCUUAUUAUGCAUUCAGGCAGAAGAAUUGCAUGAUGCCUUAACUUCUCAUUGUGUGGUUACUCGUGGUGAAACUAUAAUCCAACAAAACACUGUGGAAAAGGCAUCUGAUGUCCGAGAUGCUAUGUCCAAAGCUCUGUAUGGUCGGCUCUUUAGCUGGAUUGUCAACCGAAUUAAUGCUUUAUUGAAACCUGAGGAUAAUUUAAGUGAGGAGGAUGCUGGAUUUAACAUUGGAAUCCUUGAUAUAUUUGGCUUUGAAAACUUUAAAAAGAACUCAUUUGAACAACUCUGCAUUAACAUCGCAAAUGAACAAAUACAGUUCUACUUUAAUCAACAUAUUUUUGCAUGGGAACAGAAUGAAUAUUUAAAUGAAGAUGUGGAUGCAAAGGUUAUUGAGUAUGAGGACAACAGACCUCUUUUGGACAUGUUCUUACAAAAACCAAUGGGCUUGCUUUCUCUUCUUGAUGAGGAAAUCCGGUUUCCAAGGGCAACUGAUCAAACGCUUGUGGAAAAAUUUGAAGAUAAUCUCAAAUCAAAGUAUUUUUGGAAACCGAAGAGGGUUGAUUUAACAUUUGGAAUCCAUCAUUAUGCAGGAAAGGUUCUUUACAAUGCAAGUGGCUUUCUGGAAAAAAAUAGAGAUACUUUACCAGCUGAUAUUGUGCUGCUGCUCCGCUCCUCUGAGAACAAACUCAUCCGCAUAUUGGUAACUAAUCCUCUAACAAAAACAGAAGACAUACAAGGGGUUCUCCUAGAAAUGAGAUCACUAUUUGGAGAUCUUAGAAAAGAUUUCAGCGCAUUGGAUAACAGGGUACUGAAGAUAGAAGAGCAACAGGGAACCUUUACAGAAAAAGUCAAACAACAAGAAGAAGAUUUAAGGAGUCAGUCAGAACAAAUCUUUUAUUUAACGGAUAAAAUGGAGGACCUGGACAACCGUUGCAGGCGCAACAACCUCAGGUUCAGGGGGAUCUCUGAAUAUGUCCACCCCCCAGCAAUUGAAGGCUAUCUACAAGCCCUUUUUAGGGGGAUGCCUUGCAAGAGACAAAACAAAGCAGGACAAUCCGGGUCUUCUAACCCCCUAAGCCAAUUCCUAAAACCAGUUGAACCCAGUUCUGAAACUACUUGUGAAAACAUGGCUAACAAACAAGUUACCACAACAGCCCAAGUUUUACAGACAGAUGCUCCCCAGACAUCUUAUAUCACAAAAAAUGAUAUACAACAUCUAUCAUCAAAAGAAGACAUACAAGGGGUUCUCCUAGAAAUGAGAUCACUAUUUGGAGAUCUUAGAAAAGAUUUCAGCGCAUUGGAUAACAGGGUACUGAAGAUAGAAGAGCAACAGGGAACCUUUACAGAAAAAGUCAAACAACAAGAAGAAGAUUUAAGGAGUCAGUCAGAACAAAUCUUUUAUUUAACGGAUAAAAUGGAGGACCUGGACAACCGUUGCAGGCGCAACAACCUCAGGUUCAGGGGGAUCUCUGAAUAUGUCCACCCCCCAGCAAUUGAAGGCUAUCUACAAGCCCUUUUUAGGGGGAUGCCUUGCAAGAGACAAAACAAAGCAGGACAAUCCGGGUCUUCUAACCCCCUAAGCCAAUUCCUAAAACCAGUUGAACCCAGUUCUGAAACUACUUGUGAAAACAUGGCUAACAAACAAGUUACCACAACAGCCCAAGUUUUACAGACAGAUGCUCCCCAGACAUCUUAUAUCACAAAAAAUGAUAUACAACAUCUAUCAUCAAAAGAAGACAUACAAGGGGUUCUCCUAGAAAUGAGAUCACUAUUUGGAGAUCUUAGAAAAGAUUUCAGCGCAUUGGAUAACAGGGUACUGAAGAUAGAAGAGCAACAGGGAACCUUUACAGAAAAAGUCAAACAACAAGAAGAAGAUUUAAGGAGUCAGUCAGAACAAAUCUUUUAUUUAACGGAUAAAAUGGAGGACCUGGACAACCGUUGCAGGCGCAACAACCUCAGGUUCAGGGGGAUCUCUGAAUAUGUCCACCCCCCAGCAAUUGAAGGCUAUCUACAAGCCCUUUUUAGGGAAAUCUUGCACAUACAAAAACCAAAGAAGGAAAACAUUCACAAUCAUGGGCUAAGCAGAAAUCACCAAGUCAUAAUAAGACAUUUAAAAAAGAAUGAAGAAACUCUAAUGGAGUAUAAAGACAGCAGUAGUAAUAUAGGGAUGGAUGAUAUUCAAGACAUUGAAACUUUAAAAGUUUUGGAAGAUUUGAUUGUAGAUAAUAUGGAUCCCAGAAAUGUAAGGACCAUUUUAUCCUAUGAUCAACAUACCUCCUACAAACCAAAUUUGGUUUUCUACCCAGUACAGUCCAAAGGACACUCAAUCCCUGUGUUCAGCAAUCUGGUUCAGGAAGAUUUCAAUAAGAUGUGUCAGUCCUAUAAAAUUAAGAAAGAUAAUUUAUCUAAGAAGGAGAAAAAACUAUUGGAAGAAAUGAAAAACGAUAGGGAGAUAAUUUCAGGCACAUUUAAUGAGCCAGAGAUUUCCGAGGUAGGCCGAAGCCUGGAUUUUCCUGAAAAAUCCUCUGGAACUCCUUUCUGGGUAGAUCGAAAUUUGCCUCAAACUCAGCCAAAUUUCAGCCAAUGGUCCCUUGUAUAUUCUCUCAUGGAUUUGUUGUCAAAGAUGGUGGCUGGCCAGCCUCACUUUGUACGAUGUAUUAAGCCCAAUAAUGAUCGUCUAGCAAGUAAGUUUGAUCGAGAAAAAGUUCUAGUGCAACUGAGAUAUACAGGCAUUUUGGAAACUGCACGGAUUCGCCGAAUGGGAUAUUCACAUCGUUUACUUUUUUGCCACUUUAUUACAAGGUAUCACUUAAUAAGCUAUAAGUCAAAUGAAGACCCUCCAGUUAGUCCUGAAAGUUGUUUGGCUAUACUGGAAAAAGCAAACCUUGAGAACUGGAUCUUGGGUAAAACAAAGGUAAUUCUUAAAUAUUAUCAUGUUGAACAACUGGAUCGAAUGGUAAAGACCAUAGUUGGACGAAAAGUUUUCCUUCAAGCCGUGGUUAAAGGAUGGCUGGGUGCAAAAAGAUAUAAAAAAAUACAAUUAAAAAUGGAACAAACAGCGCUGGUAUUGGAGUGCGCUUACAGGGGCUAUGUUGUACGUAAAGAAACUGAACAAACAAAACAAGUAAACACAGAGAAGUUGGAGGACUUUAUCACAAGAUUCCAGGCUGUUGCCAGAGGGUAUAUAGUAAGGAUGAAAAGGAAUGAAAUGCUGGAAAUGGAGAGUGAAGCGGCAACAAAAAUUCAGUCUCACUAUCGAGGUUUCAAACAAAGGAAAAGCUUCCAAAGAAAAAGGGAAUCAAUAAAGAAAAAGGAAUCUGAAAGCAAAGAUGGCAAUACCGGGAAUGAUGAACCAGAUGAAAAGAAUCAUGAGAGUGAAAUUUCUAAUGGUAAAAGUGAAGAAGAAGCUGCUGUUGUCAUCCAAAGCCAUAGUAGAGGACACGAAGAAAGGAAACAAAUGAAAGAAAGCCACCAUAAAGUGUCAGAUGAAGGAGAUGUAACUGAUGCAAAUGACAAAAUGGAAAUUCUGUCAACUGCAGAAGAGGAGGAAUAUGAUAAAAAUGUUGAUGAGGUUAAUAACAUGAAUGAUAAAGAAGAUAAGGCUGCCACCAUAAUCCAGAGUAAUUAUCGUGGUCAUAGAGAUAGGAAGAAACUCCAAGAAGAAAGAAACAACAAUUUAGGAAACAACCAUGAUGCCACACAUAACAUUGAUCUACAUAAAAAGCAAGAUAUUCUAGAGGUUGAAAAUAAUGACGAUGAUGAAAACAUUUCUGAAAAAGCCACGUCGGACCAUGAUGAACAACAUGCCAUCCUACAGGUCCAUAAAAGUUUCUGA